CCGAGGCUUGUCAGAAUCACUUCAGUUCCCAAAGCGAGCGCAUCUAUAGCUCUUCGGUUUUCCCUGAAAUAUAUUUUUUAAACAAAUGGCAACUGCAACCAGCUGCAGUGGACUCCAUCUGGAGGCCAUCGAUCGCAUUACCUCCAUUCCACUUGUGGAGUCCAGCGUGAAGCGAGUGGAGACCAUCUACGACAAGGUCAAGAACAACAAUCGCCUAUUCUCCUGGUACUUCGAGACCGCCGAGGCCACCAUCACUGCUGCUUAUGAAACGGUACAGCCGGCUGUGAAGCUGUUCGAGCCUUCGCUCCGCCGCCUGGACAAUGUUAUGUGCAAGAGCCUGGACAUCCUGGAGCAGCGCAUCCCCUUGGUCUAUCUGCCCCCCGAAAUGAUGUAUUGGAACACAAAGGAGUACAUGUCGGAUCACCUGGUGCGUCCCGUGCUGAAGCGUGCUGACUCGGUCAAGCUGAUUCGAAACGCUGUCCUGGAGAGCCCACUGACAACCUAUGCCGCCGAUCGCAUCGACGGAGCAUUCACUGCCGGAGAUAAGUUCGUGGACAAGUAUCUGGUGCCCAUUCGUACAGAUCAGGAUCAGACUGAUGCGCCACAGGAAGAUGAUAACGAAGCGGUGCCGGAUGAGCGAGGUGCUCUCAAGGCUAUCCAUCACGGUCAACGCUUCUCCCGCAAGCUGAAGCGUCGUCUCACACAAAGAACCAUUGCCGAGGCCCGCGCCCUCAAGAAGCAAAGCAAGGAGGCGAUCCAUGUGCUCAUCUAUGCCGCCGAACUGAUUGCCACAGAUCCCAAGCAAGCCUUGCAGAAAGCCAAGGAGCUUUGGGCCUAUCUCAGUGCAGAUGAACCCGAGAACCAGGCGAGACCCGCCACCCUGGAACAGCUAAUAGUCCUACUUACCAGGGAAUCAGCUAGAAGAGUAGUGCAUCUGGUGAACUUCAGUGCCAAUGUAGCAGCCAAUAUUCCCAGAAAUCUGGCUCACACAUCCACCGAGGUGGCUCACCACAUCAUUUACAUCAACCACCGCAUAGUUACAAUUUCUAAGCUGGACAAGGUUAAGAACCUAUCCAAGGAGGAAGCCGAAUCUCUCUUGAAGCGUAUGCUGGCCUUUUACGGCAAUCUGCAGGGCAUGACCAACAGUUACCUGGAACGCGUGGCCAGCUUUCUCUCCGGACGCAUUGAAGCCGAAAAGGUGACCGGCAGUGACAGCGCCAAUUCGAACCACAGAUCCUCGCGGAGGCGGCAGGAGGCGAAUCAUUACUCAGCCGCCCACAAUAAUAUCAACGGCGUCUACUAGCUUUGAGUUUUUUAUUGCCAUCGUAUUCUUAUUUCUUAUGAUAGAAUUUUAUUUUUCGGUCCACAUUCGCACCAUUUAGUGAGAAAGUUUUUUUUAUUAUAUUUUAAAUUAAAAAAAAAAUGAAAACCACAACAAAAAGCCCAUAACAAAAUAUACUUUAGA
Drosophila bipectinata is the source of this 1465-nucleotide messenger RNA. RefSeq names its product lipid storage droplet-1 (gene Lsd-1). Gene Ontology annotation, biological process: positive regulation of triglyceride storage; lipid storage. Lineage: Eukaryota; Metazoa; Arthropoda; Insecta; Diptera; Drosophilidae. The record is from RefSeq and is a predicted model, not a curated record. Gene Ontology annotation, cellular component: lipid droplet; cytosol.